UUGUUCUUUCUAGGAACUCUGCACACCGUGAAAUGUAUCAGCGUUUUGAAGAGACCGAGGAGGGACCACACCGGACCGACACAACCGUUUUCCGGGAGGUGUAUCCAUGCGCGCUUUGCAGAAGAUAGUCCUAUGAAUGAGGAGGCUACUCUGGCACAAAGUAGCGUCAAGAUGGCCAAAUGUCCAGACCCGUGGUUGCCAUGGGUGACAGUGGCUCAUGAGUACAUAGGCUCAAAGAGGUUCCAGGUGUCUCCCUGCACAUGUGUCCGACAGGUGAAGCAGCUGGUCUAUGAGGAGACACGCCUGCCUGUCCAGGAGCAGCGACUGUCACACAAUGGAAAAGUGCUUGAUGACAGCAUUCGAAUUGGAGACCUGCUGUCAGCCACAUGCACAGAAGUGUCAUUUAAACUGGAGAGCAGAGGACUUAAAGGAGGAGGCAGAUUUGGGCAGACGACGCCACCACUAGUGGAAUUCUUGAAAGAUAUUUUGCGAAGAUAUCCUGAAGGUGGACAAAUUCUCAAAGAGUUGAUUCAAAAUGCUGAAGAUGCCGGGGCUACAGAAGUCAGGUUUAUGUAUGAUGAGACGGAGUAUGGAGUGGAGUCACUGUGGUCACCAGACAUGGCUCAGCAUCAAGGUACAGCACUGUAUGUCUAUAAUGAUGCAGUGUUCACAAUGGAAGACUGGAAUGGAAUUCAGGAGAUUGCACGAAGCAGGAAAAGAGAGGACCCUUUGAAAGUCGGAAGAUUUGGAAUUGGCUUCAAUUCUGUUUACCACAUCACAGAUGUCCCCAGCAUUUUCAGUGGUGACCAAAUUGCUAUGCUAGAUCCACACCAGACGCUGUUCGGGGUCAACGAGUCCGGUCAGUGUUGGAACCUCAAGACGGACAUGAAAGAGAUAACAGAGCUCGCCGACCAGUUUGCUCCCUACAUUGGCAUUUUAGGCAGUUCUGAAAAAACUAUGCAAGACGGCAACUUCCCUGGGACACUUUUCCGCUUCCCCCUUCGCACAUCACCGUCCCAACUCAGCGGCAACAUUUACAGCAAAGAAAAGGUCCUAGAGCUUUUUGAGUCAUUCAAAGCCGACGCGGACACUGUACUCCUCUUUCUCAAAAGUGUGCAGAAGAUCUCAUUGCAUGUUAGGGAAUCCGACGGAACAGAGAGAGUGCUUUAUCAGGUAACAGCAUCUGAAAACCCUGACGAUAAACUGGAACGAACCGAAGCAUUGAAGACUUUAGGAGAAGCCAUUGACAGUUAUAGCAACGGGGUCCCUAAUUCUACCAUCACCUGUGUCACGUACCAGCUCAGCAUUGAAACGCAGGACAAUACAUCUAAGGAGGCACAGAGGAUGGCUUGGCUCGUGUGUAACGGUGUGGGGGGAAGAGGAAUGUGUACCGAUUUGGAUAAUUUGGCAGAUGAUUUAAAGUUCAUGCCCUCAAUUGGUAUCGCCAUGCCCCUCAUGGACAAAGAGAAUGAAGAAGGAGCCGCAGCAGGAUUUUCUGGGCGUGCUUUUUGCUUCCUGCCUCUCCCGCCUGGUGAGGAGAGCGAGACAGGACUGCCGGUUCACGUUAGUGGUUUCUUUGGGCUCACAGACAAUAGAAGGAGUAUUAAAUGGCGUGAAGUGGACCAGUGGAGGGAUCCGGCAGCUUUAUGGAAUGAGCUUCUUAUAAUGACCAUCAUACCUAACGCUUACUAUACCCUUAUUAUUGAAACUGUCAAAAGAGUACAGAAUAAAAAGGACCAAGACUUAGCGCUGACUCCUACAGGAACCUAUGCUGCCUGGCCCGAUCCUAAACGCAUCAAAUCCCGCUGGAAACCGAUCCUUCAGCCUUUGUUUAAUGAACUGUUGAAAGAGAAAGUCAUUUAUUCUCUGAGUGAGAGCUGGGUCAGAGUUGAUCAGACGGUUUUCUCAGAACUGGACACAGAAAAGGACAUCGCAGAAACUGUGAUUAACUACCUCCAAAGCUCAGGGAUGCAGGUGGCAAAGGUGCCUGCCUCGGUGGACUCAGCCGUAGCUGCCUACACGCCUGAAGGCACUGAAGUGAAGAAAGCCACCCCUUGUUUGCUGAGGCAGGUUAUAAGGAAGCAUAGACACAAGGGUUCUGCAGAUGAAAAGCUGCUGAUGCUGGAGUUUGCACUGAGUGAUGCUAACUACAGUGAUCUAAUUGGUCUGGAGCUACUGCCUCUGCAAGACAAGUCCUUCACCACGUUCACAUCCUCAGUCACAGAGAAGGAUGCCGUUUACAUCGCUUCAGAGGAGUAUCCCAGGUCCCUGUACCCUGGACUGGAAAGUCGCUUUGUCUUAGAAAAUAUUAAACCUUCAGUAAUGGACAGACUGAAGAAAGCAGCCAAAAGCAGAGUGCAGCAGUACCUAUGGGGUUGUUCUGGAAGACCCUGUACUCAGCUGCAAGUGUUGACCCCGGAACGCUCAGCUCGACUCAUCAAAGAGAUUCUAACAAAGGCCUGGUCAACGAGAGACUUUACUGUCCAAUGGGAACCUGAAAACCAAGAGCUGCAGCAUCCAACCGUGUCCUGGCUCAAAAUGGUUUGGAAACAUUUGUACAUUAAAUUUGCAGAUGACCUCAGCACCUUUGAUGAUAUGCCAUUGAUUCCACUUGUCCCACUUCACGAAAACAUCAAAUCUGUGACUCUACUUCGCCUCAAAACUCCAUCUCCUAUUGUUUAUGUCAAUGACGGAGAGGUUGGUGUCUCCGAGAGCCUGCUGAAUAUCAUGGACAAACUGGGAAUCAAAGUAAUCAAAAAGCUGGAUUCUUGUUUGCAACACCCUCAGUUAAAGAAUUACAUCCAUCCUCUCUCCCCAAGCGUCUUGCUUCAAAACAUGGACAGAUUAUCAACACAGCGUUUAGCAAGCCUGGUAUCUUCUUUCUCGGUUAAAGAUAAAAUUGCACUACGGAACUUCCUGGCAGGACUAUCUGAUAUCACAGAGAGGGAAAAACAUACACUGCUUGAACUUUCCAUCUUCGAGAAGGUGGGGAGCUGUUCCGAAGGUGCUGCAAAAUAUAUAUCGCUCAGGGGGGCUAGAGCGCUGCAUCACAGGGCCAAAUACCCACCAGAUGUGAAAUUAUCCAUUAACCUUGUGAGCUGCCGUGAUGAGGAGUCUAUCCGCCUUUUAAAGAUGAUGAAUGUGGAGCAGGUGAAAACAACAGAAUGUCUCAAGGUUAUUGUUCAGGAUAUGGAAAAGGGAUAUUAUCAAACAGAUGACAUAAACCAAAUCAUGCUGUGGGCUCUUAAACAUCUGGCAUUUCUCAAGAAUGAAAACUCGGCUGUGAUUACAUGGCUUUCCAAAAUUAAAUUCAUUCAGCUGCCAUGUGGAAAAUCAGUCACGGCCUCAGACCUAUUUGACCCAGGCCUAGAGAUUCUUCAAAAUCUGUUUUAUAUGGAGGAGAAAACAAAGUUCCCUUCAAACAUGUAUACAUCAUCCCCUGAUAUUUUGCAUUCACUUCGACAACUGGGCCUGAGGAAUGAGGUUCAACUAAGUGAGAAAGAUGUACUUCAUACUGCAAAGAAAAUAGAGGAUUUACAAAGCAAGAAAGAACCAGAUUGGGCUGCUGUCACCCGAAAAGCUAAAACCCUCUUGCAAAUCCUAAACAAGCAGACCAAACUCAUCAAAUCUGCUGAUGUCCAGUCAUCUCUGCUUAAACUGAAAUGGGUACCUGUUUGCAAGGAAAGACCCCCAACAUACCCCAAAACCUUAGCUUGGGUAGGGGACCAUCUCAAUAUAUGUUCCUUUCUUGAAAUGUGUGACAUUUCCCAUGCAGUCCUUGUGGGUUCUUCUGUAGCACUUGCUGAACACACCUCUGGAGGAAUGAAGAAGUCACUGAAGUUAAAAUUAGAUCCUCAGGUUGACCAAGUGUUACAGCAUUUGAAAGCAGUGAACGACUGGCACAAGUCCCAGGCCUUCACUACAGAAGACUGGUAUCAGUUCCAACAGAUUCUGUUUGAGAUUUAUGGCUUCAUGCAGGCUCAUCUUGAAGAUGCUAGAGAAGCACUUAAGUCUCUGUCUUUUGACUGGGUGUGGACAGGAAAAACAUUUUCAGUCCCUGGCCAAACUGUCCUCAAGCCCCUCCCUGAUCUCGAUUUGCAGCCAUAUCUGUAUUCCUUGCCAAAGACAAUCAGAAAGUUCCAUAAACUUUUCAAAUUUUGUGGCUCUAUUGAAGAGGUUGUUCCCAAUCAUGUGUUUGAUGUCAUAAACAGCGUCCAUAAAAGAUGUCAAGAAGGAGACAUGACAAAUGAAGAAAACAAACACAAUAUUCUCCUUUUGAUCAACGUCCUAAGAUGGCUGUACAACAAUCAGAUACCUGUGGACACCAACAUGCAUGUGCCUAUUCUUUGUUAUAAAAACCCAAACAAAUUAGCCAUGAAGCCUAUUCAUGAAUGCACCUAUUGUGACAUCAAAGUUGACGACUUGAACGAUAUACUCGAAGAUUCAUCUGAGCCUAUCAUACUAGUGCAUGAUGAUAUUCCAAUGAAAACUGCAGAGUGGUUGAAAGUACCAUGUUUAAGCACAAGAUUGAUUAAUCCAGAAAACCUUGGAUUUGAACAAUCAGGCCAACGAGAACCAUUAACAGUUCGGAUCAAGAACAUUCUAGAGGAAUAUCCUUCUGUAGCAGACAUUUUCAAAGAGCUACUCCAGAAUGCAGAUGAUGCAAGUGCAACGGAAUGCAGCUUCCUUAUUGACAUGCGGAAGAACAUGGAUAUUCGUGAAAAUCUUCUCGACCCUGGAAUGAUUGCCUGCCAUGGAGCAUCGCUGUGGUCUUUCAACAACUCAGUCUUCACCGACACAGACUUCCUCAACAUCACAAGGCUCGGGGGAUCAAUUAAAAGAUGUGAAGCAGAUAAAGUUGGAAAAUUUGGAUUAGGAUUCAAUUCUGUUUAUCACAUUACCGAUAUCCCAAUAAUCAUGAGCAGGGAAUUUAUGAUUAUGUUUGACCCAAAUAUCAAUCACAUCAGCAAGCACAUCAGAGACCCAUCCAAUCCAGGCAUCAAAAUCAAUUGGAGCAAACAGCAAAAGAGGUUAAGGAAGUUCCCCAAUCAGUUCAAACCUUUCAUCAAUGUCUUCAACUGUCAGUUGCCCCUUGCUCAGGACUCCCCUUACAAAUUCAAUGGUACACUUUUUCGACUACCUUUCAGAACAGAGCAGGAAGCUUCAGUCAGUGAAAUAAGUAGCUUCUAUUACAACACGACUGAUGUUUAUUCCUUGGUUGACGAGUUCAGCUUAUGUGGCCAUCGCUUCAUUUUGUUCACUCAGCAUGUUGGAAGUAUGGUCCUGAAGUAUCUCAAAUAUGAAGAACCAAAUCCAGCUGCAGCACAAGAUGUAGUAACAAUCAACAAAAGUGUAUGGACAUCCAAAGCCUCAUACGGACCUCUAAGUAUCCUGAAAUCUGCAGCUAAAGUCAUGAAGAAGGCCGCAAGCACCAACAAGGUACCAGCUGAUGCUCCCAAGUCAGGCUGCAUUAUACGAGUUGUGGUGGAAGAGUUUCAUAAUGUGUUCAAACGGAUUGUCGAUCUUCACUCGCCAUUGUUCAGAGGUUCAGAGGAAGACCCGAAUCAGUACUUUGAGAUGGCUGCUAAGGGAAUUCAGACGAAACGACUCACAGAUGAAAUGCCCCAAAAAGCUAUUGAGGUCACCAACUGGCUCAUUGCAUCAUGCAUGGAUGUAAAUGAAGCUCUCAAGUUCUCUCUCAGUGACAGUGGGAAAAGACUAGGACUAGUGCCUUGUGGUGGUGUGGCUGUAUUGCUGUCAGAGGAAGAAAAUCGAAAAUGGAUAGUAAAGACCAGCUCAGUGGCGAUUGGAGAAGUCUUUUGCUACCUGCCUCUCAGAAUGAAAACAGGCCUGCCGGUCCACAUAAAUGGCUGUUUCGCUGUUACAUCAAACCGCAAAGAGAUCUGGAAGACUGACACUAAAGGCCAGUGGAAUUCCAUCUUCAUGAGACACGUCAUUGUACAAGCUUAUUUGUCAGCUCUCACAAUGCUGCGAAUAAUGGCAGAGAAUGGAGAACUGCUUAACUACAACUAUUACGCAGCAUGGCCCGAUCCUGGGCAAGUGCAUGAUGACUUCACACUGAUCAGUCAAGGGGUCUACCAGGAAAUAGCCAAAGGAGGAGACAGUGAACAGGCUAAACUGUUCUCCGAUGGGAAUACCUGGGUCUCAAUCCAAUCUGUGAGAUUCCUCGAUGAUGCACUACUUGGCAGACAAGACAUCGGCCCAUCCGCUUUCAAAAUAUUCCUGAAAUACCUCAAGAAAAGUGGAUCACAAAAUCUGUGUGCAGUUGAGCUACCUGAUUGGGUAAAAGAAGGAUUCGAUGAUGCUGGCUGUAAAGGAAAGCUCAUGGAAAACACCCUGACUGAAAAGCAGUUCUUUACGGAUGUGUUCUUUCCUCAUAUCCAGGAAAUUGAUGAAGAGCUCAGAGAUCCAUUGGUGCAGUAUGUCUUAAAUGAGAAACUAGAAGAUUUUGCCCCAAUUCUCAGGGUCACCCCUUGCAUACCAUGUUCCAGCCCCCAAAAGGAGCUGGUUUUACCUUCUAGACUGAUUCACCCAGAGGGAAGAGUUGCAAAGCUGUACAACCCUGAUGAUGGCAGAUUUCCUGAAGGGACGACCAAAGACUACCUCAACCCUGUGUGUUUGGUGAAGCUUGUGCAGUUAGGUAUGGUGAAAGAUGAUCUGUCAUGGGAAGACAUUACUGAACGUACAGAGUCUGUAAGUGAGCUCAAUGAAAGCAACCACAUGUCUGCAUGUAUUCGUAGCAGCAUCCUUCUUAGCCUAAUAGAUGAGAAACUGAAAAUGGGUGACCUUGGAGAAUCAAAGCUUUUGGAGAAGCUACAGAAGACAAAGUUUCUUCCAUUUCUAACAAGACCUGCAGGGUUCUCUCUGCCAUGGCAUGGAAAUGACUUUUCCCCAACUACCAUGUUUUCUGCUAAAGAGCUCUUUACAACUGAGCACCAGGACACUGUGUGUUUGAUCAAACCCAUUCUGAAUGAAAACUCCCCAUCUUUUAAAGGCUGUGGUGCGAUAUCACUAGCUGUGAAAGAUUACCUUGGGCUAAUAAGAAAGCCCUCAGUUGGAUUGGUCAUCCAACAACUCAAUAAAUUGUCCCAGUCGUUUGAUGGUGUCACACUUUAUCAAGAAAACAUAACAAAUGCCUGUUACAAAUAUCUGCAUGAAGAAAUGUUGCAGGAUGAGAUAGCAAAGGCGCAAAUCAUGGAUGAGCUCACAUCGUUCAACUCUAUCUUAGUGGAAAACACCUAUGUAAAUCCAUCUAAGGUUGCAUUCUACUUGAAUUUUGAUGCUGCUCCAUAUCUUUACCAGCUACCCAAUAAAUAUAGGAACAGUUGCCGUGAGUUGUUUGAGAAUGUGGGAGUACAGCCCAGCUUCUCAGUGGAAGACUUCUCAUCUGUUCUUGAAAUCCUGAAGCAACAAUGUGGCCGAAAGUCACUCACAGAGGAGAAUUUCCAGCUAAGUCGCCGCAUUAUCAGUGAAGGUAUCUGGAGUUUGAUCAGGGAUAAAAAUCAAGAAUACUGCCAGGUCAAUUACGGUGGAAUCCUAUUGCCUGACUCGGGGCUUACUCUGCAGCCAUCAAAGUCCCUGUGCUACAAUGACUGCCCCUGGAUCAAAGUACGAGACUCUUCUGUAAAGUACUGUCACGCAGAUAUUCCAAGAGAAGUUGCGGUUAAACUCGGUGCAGUCCCAAAACGCCACAAAGCCUUGGAGAGGUACGCGUCAAACGUAUGCUUUAGUACCCUGGGUAGUGAGUUCGGGCAAAAAGAGAAGCUCACCAGCAGGAUUAAGAGUAUCCUUAAUGCAUAUCCAUCAGAGAAAGAAAUGCUAAAAGAGUUGCUUCAAAAUGCAGAUGACGCUAAAGCCACUGAGAUCUAUUUUGUAUUUGAUCCAAGAACACACCCCACUGACAGAAUUUUUGAUGAUAAGUGGAUUCCCAUGCAAGGUCCUGCUCUGUGUGUUUACAACAAUCAGCCAUUCACAGAGGAUGACAUCAGAGGAAUACAGAACCUGGGAAGAGGCACAAAGGAGGCCAAUCCAGGCAAAACCGGACAGUAUGGCAUAGGUUUCAACUCUGUCUAUCAUAUCACGGACUGCCCAUCCUUCAUCUCAAACAAUGACAUUUUGUGCAUCUUUGACCCACAUGCCCAGUUUGCUCCUGGUGCCACCUCAGUUAGUCCUGGGAGAAUGUUCAGAGAUUUAGACUCAGACUUUAGAUCUCAAUUUUCAGAUGUGCUCAAUCUCUAUUUAGGGGCUCAUUUCAAGUUGGAACGCAGUACCAUGUUCCGCUUUCCUAUUCGCUCGACAGAGAUGGCAAAGACAUCCGAGAUUAGUCCUGUUCCAGCAUCAGACAGAAUGGUCCAAAACCUGCUGGAUAAACUCAAAACAGAUGGUGCUGAACUGCUAAUGUUUCUGAAUCACAUGGAAAAGAUAUCAAUUUGUCAAAUUGAAAACUCAACAGGAGAGUUGAAAGUGCUGUAUUCAGUAACAGCUAAAAUUUCUGAUGGAGAUCGUCUAAAGCGCAAACAGUUUCAUGCUUCAGUGAUCGAUAGUGUAACCAAAAAGAAGCCACUGUCUGCCAUCCCAGCCCAGCAGAUAACCUACACACUGGACAUAGAGGAUUCAGAUGGUAGCUUGACAACAUGGAUGAUCUGCAAUCGAUCUGGCUUUCCUGACAUUGAAAUGGUCUCAAAAAGUGUCAUCUCAGCUCACAAAAAUGAGGAUAUAACCCUAUUUCCCAGGGGAGGAGUGGCAGCUUGUGUUAGUCACAAUUACAAAAAGACUCACAGAGCCUUUUGUUUUCUUCCCCUCUCAUUAGAGACUGGUUUGCCUUUUCAUGUGAAUGGACAUUUUGCUCUCGACUCUGCCAGAAGAAACUUGUGGCGAGAUGACAAUGGAGUAGGAGUAAGAAGUGACUGGAACAAUAACUUAAUGACGUCACUUAUUGCCCCAGCAUUUGUAGAACUGCUCAUUCAGCUAAAGCGGCUGUACUUCCCAGGCCCUGAUCCCACUAUGACUAUUAUACAGGCAACACCGCUUCAUGCUGUGAAAGACACUCUACGGAAAUACCUGUUUUUCUUCCCAGUCAAUAAAAUGGACAUCCAGGCUGAUUGGUAUUGCCUUGUGAAAGCAGUCUAUCAGUGUAUUCAUGCCGAGCAAAAACGUCUGCUGCCAGUUCUCAGGGCUCCGCACAUGGACAACUCUGAAAUGCAUUCUGUCAUUUACAUUUCAUGGGUAAAUACAUCUUCUGUAAACAAAGGCAGGGCAUAUUUUGAUAAUUUGCUGCAAGAUGAGCUCCACUAUCUGAAAAACACAGAGCACAACAUCACGUCAAGAAAAUCUGUUGCAGAAAAUGUCUACCGACUCAAAACAUUGCUGCUGGAUAUUGGUUUCAAUCUGGUGUACAGCUGUGAUGAAUCUGCCAACCUUUACCUUGGUUUAGAAGAUGCUGGGAUACCAGUAGUGUAUGUCACUCCAAAAGAUGUGUGCAACUUUCUCCACACAUUCUCAGCCCCAGAUACAUCGUGCCAAAUAGGAAAACUGCCCUGCCGUCUACAACAGUCAAAUUACAAGCUCAUUCAUAAUGUAAAACUCCUUGUUGACUACUGCUUCAAGGACAUUGAGGAGGAAGACUUCAAGAUAGAAGGGCUGCCUUUGCUGGUAACAAUGGACAACAUGCUGCAGGUGUUUGAGAUAAAAAGACCAAAGUUUCUUACAACACACCAUGAACUAAUACCACCAAGAAAAGAAAUGUUCAUGCACGCAAUGUAUAUCAAAUACAGUGACAUUUUAAUCAAAGCUGGGGCUGCAAAAACAUUUGACAUCAGCAGCUUUGGUGAAAUGGUUGGCUCUGUCCUCCCCAGAGAAUAUCGCACAAAAGCUCCAGUGAGAUGGAGAGACUCUUUCCAGAGUGAGUCUUGGCUUAAAAAUGUGUGGAACUUUAUCAGUGAGAAUACAGCUGUAAAGGAAGAUCAGGUACAAAUGAAACCUGGUUUUGAGACAGUUGUUGACAUCUUGAAAGACUGGGCUCUACUUCCUGGAGUCAAAUUCAUGGCAAGAGAAAAACUCGUCCUUCCUGAGCAUGAUUUGCUUUUGCCUCUGAGUUUGAUGAACAUAGCCAUAUUUCCUCAAGGCCAAAAUGAUAAAGUCUUCCAUACACUGAUGAAAGCAGGCUGCAUUCAAUUGGCCGUCAACAAAAUAUGUGCCAAAGACAAUCCCAUUUUGCCCUUUCUGAUUCAGCACACUGCAAACAUUGAAAAUCCUUCAAGUGUUUUGAAAGCUCUUGAGUAUAUGAUACAGACAAAUGCAUUCAAAUCUCUUCAUUUCACUGACAAAGACUUUGAGGCCUUGUUAUUGUAUUUCAACUGCAACCUGGCUAAUCUAUCACAACAAGACAUUGCAAGUCUAAAACUUCUCCCAUGUUUUAAAUCUGUCAGUGGUAAAUACAUCAACAUUGCAAACACGACUGCAAACUAUGUUCUUGCUAAAGACAUACCUGCAGCAGACAUAGACAAGUGGGCACAUAAUGCUUCCUGUGGGUUUCUUGCUGACAACCCACAGCUAAAAGAACUGUAUUCCUUUCUGGACUGCACACCAAUUGAUGACCUAGAAAUUUAUCUUCAACAUUUAUUGCCAAAGUUUGAAAGCCUGACUUACAGUGCAAAAGUGGAGCACAUUGUUCAUUUAAAAGAGCGGCUCAUGUCUAUUGAAGAUUCUACUGAAGUGAAAGACCAGCUCUAUGAAAAGCUGGAAGGACUGUCAUUUAUUUAUGACAGUUCCACCCGUCUUAGACAAGCCAAGUUUUUCUUUGACAAAACGGUUGAAGUCUUUGAAGUUAUGCUUCCUCAAAAGUCCUUCAUUCCAAAUGACUUUUUCAGGAAGGUGGAACAGAUUUCAAAGCCAAAAAAUGGAGCACUUCAGUUAACAUCGUGGAUCACCUUUUUGCGGACAAUUGGCCUUAAACAUGAAGUUUCACAGCAGCAGAUUCUCCAGUUUGCAAAAGAAAUCAGCAUCAAGUCCCAAACUGAGAACUGGGCCAAAGAAAAGGUUCAAACCACAGUUGAUGUUCUUCUAAACCACAUUUUCAAAGACAGAGUUGAUCUAUUCCAAGGCAGCUUUCUUAAAGAACUGUCAAUGGUCCCAUUCCUCUGUCCUGAGAGAGCCCCAAAAGAACUGGUCAGACUUCACCCACAGUAUCAAGAGGUGGGUGGCACACUUCCUCUCAUUCGCUUCAGUGGGUCUCAAGUCAAUCCUAAAUUCAAGCAAACAGAUAUCAUUAACUUGCUCUGGACAUCAUGCCCAAUUUUGCCCGAAAAAGCAACGCCAUCAAGUAUAAAUGAUCAAAAAGGGAACACCCUGAGUGGGCAGGAACAGUUGGACCAAGUACUCAGUAUGCUGGGUGUAAACCUUGAGCCACCAUUGGAAAAAGUGAUAAUCAAUUGUAAGAACAUUUGUAGCAUUUCCAGUCCAGAUGAUGAAAUGGUGAAAACCCGGAACAAAAUCUUGAGAUCAACUUAUGAGUUUCUCAGUGCAGAUAAAAGAGAUUUCCGCUACCUGCUUCGCGGAGUCCCUUUUGUCAUUGUUGAAGAUGGUUGGAAAUUAUUGAAACCAGAAGAAGUAGUAAUUAAUUUGGACAAUGAAUCUGACUUCAAGCCUUACUUGUAUAAAUUACCGUUAGAGCUUGGGACCUUUCAUCAGCUGUUCAAACAUUUAGGGACUGAAGAUGUUGUAUCAACCAAACAGUACAUGGAAGUACUUGGACGUAUUUACAGAAGUUCAGAAGGAAAACAGCUUGACCCAAAUGAAAUGAGAACUGUUAAGAGGGCUGUGUCAGGAUUGUUCAAAACUCUGCAUAACGAUCCAGUGGAAAUCCGCAAAGAUCUAGAGAAUCUCCGGGAUCUAAUAUUUUAUCUUCCCAGUCAUGAUGGACGAUUAGUCAAAUCUAAUGGCUUGGUGUUUGAUGAUGCCCCACACUACAAAAGCAGAAUUCAGGGUAAUGUGGGUGUUCAGAUGCUAGUAGACUUGAGCCAGUGCUACCUAGGCAAAGACUAUGCUUUCCACACGAAGCUAAUAAUGCUGCUUCCACAGAAACUUAGACCACGAUUACUAAGCAGUAUCCUUGAAGAACAACUUGAUGAAGACUCUCCAAAGAUAUGUCAGUUUGGUGCACUCUGUUCUCUCCAAGGCCGCCUGCAGCUGUUGCUCUCAUCUGAGCAGUUCAUCACUGGAUUGAUCCGAAUAAUGAAACAUGAAAAUGAGAAUGCCUAUUUAGUGAAUGAGGAAAAAGCUUUGCGUCUCUGUAAAGCACUUAGUGAAGCACUGAAAGUGUCUUGUUUUGAGAAACUCCAGACGACACUGAGAGUUAAAGGGUGUGCUCCUAUCCCUCACAGCCGCAGUGAAACUUUAGCUUUCUUAAAAAGAUACGGCACAACUGUCAUUCAUCUUUACAUCCAGCAUUCAGAUAGCAAAGACAUAAAUUUUCUACUUGCACUUGCUAUGACACUCAAGUCUGCCACUGACAACUUGAUUUCAGACACUUCCUAUUUGAUUGCUAUGUUAGGGUGCAAUGACAUUUAUCGAAUAACAGAGAAGUUGGACAAUCUUGGAGUGAAGUAUGAUUCAACUGAGCCUUCAAAACUAGAGUUGCCACUUCCUGGAACUCCCAUACCAGCGGAGAUCCACCACACUUUACUGAUGGAUCCAAUGAAUGUGUUCUAUCCUGGAGAAUAUGUCGGCUACCUGGUAGAUUCAGAGGGCGGAGACAUUUACGGCUCAUAUCAGCCAACUUACACAUACGCCAUCAUUGUGCAGGAAGUAGAAAAAGAAGAAGAGGAAAACGGUACUGUUCUUGGAAAAUGUUUUCAAAUUGAUAUUGGUUACAGUGAAUAUAAAGUUGUCAGCUCUCUUGAUUUGUACAAAUUCUCAAGACAAGAUGAAAACAGUCAAGUAAGAGACACUAGUUCCCCGUCAACACCAACAAGUCCCGACAUCCGUUCAUCAACGCUUCGAAUGAUGCCUCCAAUAUUUACAGGCAAGGAAAACCUCAGACCCCCGCCCCAAAAACAGUCACCCAAAAAGAUCAAACUUCAUGCAUUGCCUGAGAUUCUCAAAGAAGUGACCUUAGUUAUUGAGCAGGCAUGGAAGCUUCCAGAAACAGAGAGAAAAAAGAUCAUCCGGCGAUUGUAUCUUAAAUGGCAUCCUGACAAAAAUGCAGAGAAUCUGGACGUUGCUACAGAGGUCUUCAAGCACCUACAAAAUGAGAUUAGUCGAAUGGAAAAGCAAUCUUUAACAGAUCAACAAAACACUGACAGAACUUCUAGAAGAUCCUAUUCAUCAUCAUCCACACGCUUCCAGUCAGAUAAGUUCUCCUAUCAAAGAUAUUACUCCACAUGGAACCAAGAAGCAACCAGCCAUCGAUCGGAAAGACAAACUUUCAGGGAGCAUAACCCCAGCUAUGCAGGCUCCUCCCACUCUCAUCGCUUCUUUGUACCCCCUACCUUCAAAACAGUGGGAAACCCAGUGGAAGCCCGCCGAUGGCUAAGGCAAGCUAGAGCCAACUAUUCUGCUGCUCGCAAUGAUCUCCAUAAAAAUGCCAAUGAGUGGGUGUGCUUUAAAUGCUACCUAGCAACAAAGCUGGCACUGAUAGCAGCAGACUAUGCUGUGAGAGGGAAGUCCGAUAAAGAUGUGAAGCCCACAGCACUGGCACAAAAGGUGGAGGAAUAUAACAGCCAGUUAGCAGGGCUCACCAGUGAUGUCCAGAUCUUGGAUGGUUAUGGGGUGGACAGUCUCAGAACUCGCUACCCAGACCUCCUACCUUUUCCACAGAUUCCCAACGACCGAUUCACAUCUGAAGUAGCAAUGAGAGUGAUGGAGUGUACAGCACGGAUCAUUAUAAAGCUUGAAACUUUUGUGCAACAAAAAGUUUAGUAGUUUGUAACUUGGCGAAAGUCUAGCCAUUAAAAGAUGCAUUACUUUUGUAGAAAAAGAAUAGUUAAUUGAAUGAUCCAAUAAAACCAGCUAGUAAUUCACUUGACCCUCCCCAAUUAGAGAGGUAAACAAGAGCAAUGGAGAGAUGGCCCUAAAAAUAUUGGGUCCAUUGAGU
This is a messenger RNA of Periophthalmus magnuspinnatus, 14113 nucleotides long. It is a transcript of the gene sacs, whose product is annotated as sacsin molecular chaperone. The record is from RefSeq and is a predicted model, not a curated record. Gene Ontology annotation, molecular function: Hsp70 protein binding. The coding region runs from base 133 to 13938 and encodes 4601 amino acids. NCBI's taxonomy places the organism in Eukaryota, Metazoa, Chordata, Actinopteri, Gobiiformes, Gobiidae. The transcript has 11 exons.